AUGAAGGACAUAUUGAAAGAAGAAAUUGGUUUUGAAUUAGGUACGGAAGAUCUUAAUAAUCCAAACCUUCCAAUAAUGGAUGAGCAAAUCGAAGAGGAACGGGACAGAAAGAGUGUAACGAGGAGGCAGAAGAAUUUAGAAAAGAGUACCAAAGAAAUUAGCAAAUUUAGGUAAAUUUGAUGGCUAUACGUUAACUGUGGUCGAUGAUAUAUUGGACAUUCUGACAGGAGGAGAUCAUAG
This is a messenger RNA of Heterotrigona itama, 240 nucleotides long. The record is from the annotation of a GenBank genome assembly. NCBI's taxonomy places the organism in Eukaryota, Metazoa, Arthropoda, Insecta, Hymenoptera, Apidae.